Molecule: messenger RNA, 4519 nt
Organism: Didymodactylos carnosus
Lineage: Eukaryota; Metazoa; Rotifera; Eurotatoria; Philodinida; Philodinidae
Source: the annotation of a GenBank genome assembly
GGUUUAAAUUGAUGCGCAUUAAUUUUGAACGCCAAAAAGUUUUUUAAAUUAAUGUGAACGAAUUUCCUUUCAAAUUUGUUCAAAUUCCUUUGAAUCGCGAAAUUACUUUGCAUUAAUUCGAAAGUAUUUAAAAGUUCCAAUGGGAUCGUAAACAGUAAUUUUUAUUUCUUCACAAAAAAACCUUACCUUAUACUGAAUCAAAGGUGCAUCAAAUUAAUCAAAUCAUACAGGUAUUUGAAAACUCUUUUUUAUAGAACUGCAUCUGUGAGAGUGAGCCUUUUUAAAUUAUAUUUUCUUAUUAAGUUGUUGAGCACUCGAACCUGUGUCAAUUCUACUUAUUAACAAUCAUCACCAGUUUUUUCUUUAGCUCGACAUUCCGCUUUGAAAUCUAAUCUACAUAAAUUCCAAAGUGAGUAACUGAGUAAAGGUCAGAUUUUUUCUAAUUGCAAUUUUCCCUCUGUCCGGAAUCAAACGAUGUGAGAUUGUAGAGAAAGAUGUGGCCUACAAACUGGAAACGUAAGUUAAGUAAUAAAGGUAUGUGAUUCUAUUUUGACCGCAAUUAGUGUUUGAAGUGUAUAAUAUCUGUUCAUUAGGUUUGUUUACUUUUGGCAUCUUCACGUGGGCUCUUAGUUGAUUUGGUUCAAACGCACGUCUGAAGAAGCGAUCGCCUACAUAUGUGGCAUUAAAUUAGAUAGAAAGAAGAGCGUUAAAUUUAAGUUUCCGUUUUAUUAGACAAGAGAAUUGUACCUUCCAGAAUAGGAAAAUUAAGGCUCAUCUCCAAGAAGAAAUACGGCUUAUUUCUAAUUAGGAAAAGACUAACCUCUCAUAAUGGCUAACGAAUAGACUUUAAUGCCUCGCUCACUUUUCCUAAUUCCAGAGAGUCCCUUAGUAUUUGUCAGGGAGUUUUGUUAAGGGAAAGUGGACCAGGACAACGUUAUAACUCGCCUUUCUCUCUGAAAUGCCAAGAUGUGCGGAAAGCUUAAUGCCAAAAGAAACAAAACAAUACAAACAAAUAAACGGUAUACUCUCCUAACGAUAUGUAUAUACGUGUCUCCAAAGAACCAAACAAUAUAUCAUGUAGUGAUGACCACUGAACGAUUGUGCUAUCAACAUAAAAAUACAGCUCUACCACUCACAGGUACACAAACAUAUAACAAAAUACUUGGAAAAUUUCAACUUUUUUUUCGCUCCCCGCUCUUCAAUCUUUAGAGAGUCGCGAGUACAUGAAAUCAACGAGCAUGAAAAUAGUCAACCAUGUCAGAGAGAAAUCUAUAACGAGAUAAAACAGAGAAGAAGAAGAAGAAUCAAGCUGUGUGAUGGAAAAACGUGAAAAGGCAAAAUGAGACUAAGUUGAAUUUUAAAAAAUAAGGUAUCGAAAUAAUAGAUCUCAAAUAAAGGGGCAAAUAAAUGAUGAUGAAAAGAUGAUUCAUUCUAUUAACUGAAUCAAAGGUGCACCAAAUUAAUCAAAUCAUACAGGUAUUUGAAAACUCUUUUUUAUAGAACUGCAUCUGUGAGGGUGAGCUUUUUCAAAUUAUAUUUUCUUAUUAAGUUGUUAAGCACUCGAAGCUGUGUCAAUCUCACCGGACAUAAAUUCCAAAGUGAGUAACUGAGUAAAGAUCAGAUUUCGGGGUUCGAGCACAGUAGUAGGCCUAGUGUAGAUAAACAAAACACAAAAGAGAUUUUAAAAUUACUUCACAGCAAAAAAGAUUAUCCUCUUUUUACAGGUAAGAAAAUGAACGUUACCCAUAUAUAUGCAGACCGGAAAAACUAAAAAACUUAAAUUUUAAAUGUUCAAAAGUAUUUUUAUUCAAAACUGAGGUGAUAUUCGGAAUCUACCGAAUAAUCUGCAUCGAACAAUAUAUAAUUUGAUGCGUUUUGAAAAGGAAGUCUUUCAUCUAAUGUUUAGUAAAAACUGGAGUUGAUGGUGGCGCCUCACUAAUUAUUUGUAAAUUAUUGAUAAAAAUUGGUGCGAGGGCAACUCUAAACUUUGCCGAGGAUAAUUUUUGGGCGUGUAGAGCUAGGAGAAAUAGCGGACUCCUAGAGUCCAAAGAGACACAUUCCUUUUAUCCUAGUUAUAUCAUGCUGAAACAGGAAAACAAAUAUUUAUGUGAAAAAUAAGCAUGUAAAUAAAAUGAAAUUUCUGGUGAUUUUUACAAAGUGGAUUUUUAAUGUUGGUAAAAAUAACCUUGAAAAAUACCUAUUAAAAGUAAAAUAAAACCAGUCUACAUAAACCAAAGAAAUUCAAAACGAAAGAAUAAUAAUGGGUUUUUCUCCAAAAAGAAAGAUCUAUUUAUUUUGUAGAAUAACAUUCUAAAUAAAUAAUUGUGAAAUAAUCUUAGACAACAUUUUUUGUUUCUUCACAAAAAAAAGCGACCUUACCUUAUACCGAAUCACAUACAGGUAUUUGAAAACUCUUUUUUAUAGAACUGCAUCUGUGAGGGUGAACCUUUUUAAAUUAUAUUUUCUUAUUAAGUUGUUAAGCACUCGAAGCUGUGCCAAUUCUACUUAUUAACAAUCAUCACCAGUUUUUUCUUUAGCUCGACAUUUCGCUUUGAAAUCUCACCGGACAUAAAUUCCAAAGUGAGUUAAAAAAUUAAAAAACUUAAAUUUUAAAUGUUCAAAAGCAUUUUUAUUCAAAACUGAGGUGAUAUUCGGAAUCUAUCGAACAAUCUGCAUCGAACAAUAUAUAAUUUGAUGCGUUUUGAAAAGGAAGUCUUUCAUCUAAUGUUUAGGCAAAAACUGGAGUUGACGGUGGCGCCUCACUAAUUAUUUGUAAAGUUAUUGAUAAAAAUCGGUGCGAGGGGAACUCCAAACUUUGUCGAGGAUAAUUUUUGGGCGUGCAGAGCUAGGAGAAAUAGCGGACUCCUAGAGUCCAAAGAGUCCACAGGAGUCGAAGGUAGGUAUGUGACAGCUCAUUUCAGUUCAAAUGAACUGAGCUGGUCGACCAGUUCAUUGAGCUGUGAACUGUUAUAAGUUGGUCCCAAAAGCGGAGCAAAAGUGGUGUGGUUAUGAGAACGACUCCCAAAAAACGAACAAAAGUGGCCGUUUUGUGGGAAGUGCUUCCCAAAAAAGAACACUUUUGCUCUUGGACUCCUGGACUUCCAUGCGAGUCCAUAGGAGUCCAGGAGUCCACUAUUUCUCCCUUGGUGAACCACUUUCUAUUCGAUAGUUUAACGUUAAUUCAAGUUGUUCUAUUUCUUUUUCUAAUUUAUAACCUUUAAUUUUUUACGGCCUCUCUUAAAUUUCAUCCGAUCAAGUUAAAAAUUUUACCAGAGGUGCUCAAGGUCAUAUUCCAGAGGUAGUGUUUGGGAAAUUUUUUAAGUUCUUCCCUGGUCCAGUUAUAGGAAUAAUACUGAAAAACGUCUCAAAAAUCAGGUUGUUCACUCAUAGAAACCCUAUAACUCGGUAACGAAAAGUCCAAAAUAUACCUCUGUAAUAGUGUCUUGAGUAUCUCUGGUAAAAAAAAGAAAAAAUCUGGAAAAAAAUCUCUGGAAAAAUUUUGAAUGUACAGAAAAUGAGAGAAAUGUUUAUGAAACAAAAAAAUUGAGUUGUUUUAGGCAUUUAAGAAAAAACUUCAAGUAUCCAUAACUUUUUGCAGAAAGGUCGUGGAAUAUUGAGAGUGGUCACACUUUCCUCUACAUUGAACUACGAUCAGCUCAAAAUACGAAAUUUUUUCAAAAAAGAGAGGAGCGGGGAGAUCCCCUUAAAAAAUGAUCCUCUUAAAAAUGAUGUCCUUUUUAGAAAGAAAGAAGUUUACCGCAGUUUUCUCUGACGAUGUAUUUUAGAAUUCGACAAUAUGUACACCAUUGGAUAGAGCAAGUUUUUCUGCAUAAGCUCAUUUAUACUCUAUUUUGGAGUCAAAAAUCAAUUAUUUUAAUUUUUGAAAUUUAUGUUUGCCUUUAAAUCAAGAAUAAAUAUCUAUAUACACUUACAAACAUAUGUAUGAGUUAAUACAUCAAGAAAUAUUUGUGAAGUCAUGACAAGUACUUGAUGUGUUUCAAGUUUAUUAUCCCAUUUAGAUUAAUUCCAUACCAUGAUAUCCAGUUCACCAUAAUACUUUCCUACACAUUCCGGUAUGCAUAGAAAUAUAGUCACCUUGUUGAUGAACAAGUGCCACUAAAAAAGCAAACAAACAAACGUCGCGAGAAGAGAGUCGAUGACAUAGAACAUCGGCUUUAGUAAAAUAUAUUUCAUGUAUACCGUAUAAAUUGAAUUCUAAUGAGAGUAUACAAAUGUCAUUUGAGAUAUAAACUAAAAUCAUAAAAUUUUCAAUAUUAAUAUAUAGUCGAAUACUUCUUAUUUCCAGAUUUUAAAUCAAAUAUCAUUAGAAAUUAAAACACAUCUUUCAGAAUAUCGUAGUGAACGAGAUGAACAAGAGAAUCAAUUAACUGAAUUAAUGUUAUUUACAGAUUAUCGACAUACAAAUAUGAUCAAUUAUAGUGAACAAUCGGUACGUUACAUGCAAAUAUGUCAAUCACAAUCUAUAACUGUACAAAAAUUAAAACGUAACGGAAUGUAA